This is a messenger RNA of Achroia grisella, 1627 nucleotides long. RefSeq names its product ommochrome-binding protein-like. NCBI's taxonomy places the organism in Eukaryota, Metazoa, Arthropoda, Insecta, Lepidoptera, Pyralidae. The coding region runs from base 140 to 961 and encodes 273 amino acids. Gene Ontology annotation, molecular function: protein binding. The record is from RefSeq and is a predicted model, not a curated record. The transcript is spliced from 2 exons.
CAGUGAACCGGACCGACGCUCCGACGAGCAGUGUACAAUUUACCUUCGAAAAAUACAAUUCAAUGUUUUGUUUAACAAUCUGUGAUAUUAUGUGACUGUAUAUUUUUAUUCCUGUGCCUACAGCUUUUUCAUUACGGAGAUGAAGUUACUGCUUCUACUGCUGGGCUGCAUCAUCUCGACAUCGGCUAAGAAAUGCAACGGUGUACUCUUCGACCAAAGAUAUUACGAGCCAGAAAUACUGAAAGACGGUCUCAAUAAAGUUAGACAACUUGUAUAUAGUAGGAAAGAUAACACCGUCUACUUCCUAUUCAAUCAAGGAGUUUUAGCUUACGAUGGAUCUGUAGGUUAUAUUAAUUUAGAUACCAGAUUAUCCGGUUAUUAUAAAGGUAUUAGAAACGCAACCAGUAUUUCUAUAGAUGAUAAGAAGAAUAGAAUUUAUAUAGGCAGUGUAGAUGGACUGUACGCUAUAGGUGAUAGGAGGAUACCUGAGAAAUUUCCACUAUACGAACCUAUACAGCAUUUGUUUUUUAAAAACGUUUUAUACUUUACAAACAUGAGAAAUAGGAUGUAUAGUUUCGACAGUGAUGGCGUAAAAGUGGUUGAUGAUAUGAGGGAUUAUGUAGCAGAAACGUUUGUUGUCGAUAAUGAUGGGAAUAUACUGUUUACAAAUGGAAAGAAAUUGUACAAACUAAAAUUAGGUACAAGAUCUUCCGCGUUCGAGAUUAUAACACGGUCGAUAACGGCUUUGUCCAAUGAUUUAGAGGACAGAUUGUUUGCAGCGUCCUUGGAUGGUAUAUUCGUGUACAAUAAAUACAAGUAUGCACUAGACAAAAUGUCAAAUUUACAUGAGAUUAAAGCUUUAACUUUUAAUAAUAUGCUAGAUCCUAUCUAUGUAGUAUUUGAUUUGUUAGUCAAACUUAAGAAUCCUGUGAAUUGUGUUGAGGAUGAUUUCUUUUUGUGAUAUUUGAAAGUAUUAAAAUUAUAUUUAUUUGAUUAUUAUCUUUUAUUAUAAAAGAGUUACACAGAAAUAGAAAUUCCUAAAUGUAUGUGUUUACAAAAACUAUUUAUUGUAAUUUUAUUGAAAUUAUUAAAGCGAAAAUGUGUGAAUAUGGAUGCUUCGAUGUUUGUUACUCUUUUUUCUUUAAACUAGGAUUUUCAUAAAACUAUAAGGGCAUAGCAAUCCGACAAUAUCAGAAUAAAACAGUAGGUGUAUAUUUGUUAAGUUGGACUAAAAAGGACAUGCAUCUACAGCCGUAAAACAUAUUAAUAAAAAAAAAACUCAGGCUAUAAUUUCGUGAGGGUGAAUACGCUAGGUUUAGUAUUGAUAUGGUGCUAUAUCUUAAUUUGUAUUCAAAGAAAACCUUAAAAUAUAAAGUUGAACAACAUUUAUUUUAAAGAGAGUUUGUAUAACAUGUUCCAAUCUGUUCAGAUGUUCAAACCUUUGACACAUGUCUUAAUCCAAUGAAGGAUAUACAAAUAAGGUUUAUGAAGCUACUAGUUGUUAAAAAUAAGAGGCAUAACUGUUAUCAAAAUAGGUACGUGGACCUGUUCAGAAUAUGUAAACUAUUAGAUGUAAAAGAUAAAAAUAAAUUAUUAACAUUAUUGGAGCAUUUUAAGAAUAAUAUAU